AUGAAUUCCGACUCCAGCUCCGUCUCCAGCAGAGCCUCCUCGCCGGACAUGGAAGAGCUGUACCUGCGGGACCACCACCAUCACCACCACCACCACCACCACCACUCGGUCUCCUCCACCCAGAACGAAGUGGGCCAGAAGGGCUCGGGCGAAGGCCUCUCCCGGAGCGGCGCCAAAGGCUCGGCGGGCGAGAGCAGCAAGUACAAAAUCAAGAAGCAGCUUUCCGAGCAGGACCUGCAGCAGCUGCGGCUGAAGAUCAACGGGCGGGAGCGGAAGCGCAUGCACGACCUCAACCUGGCCAUGGACGGGCUCCGCGAGGUGAUGCCUUAC
Molecule: messenger RNA, 330 nt
Organism: Protobothrops mucrosquamatus (brown spotted pit viper)
Lineage: Eukaryota; Metazoa; Chordata; Lepidosauria; Squamata; Viperidae
Product: oligodendrocyte transcription factor 3-like
Exons: 1
Molecular function (GO): protein dimerization activity
Source: RefSeq, a predicted model, not a curated record